This is a messenger RNA of Desarmillaria tabescens, 3543 nucleotides long. RefSeq lists its product as uncharacterized. The record is from RefSeq and is a predicted model, not a curated record. Lineage: Eukaryota; Fungi; Basidiomycota; Agaricomycetes; Agaricales; Physalacriaceae. Gene Ontology annotation, biological process: protein phosphorylation; meiotic sister chromatid cohesion, centromeric; mitotic spindle assembly checkpoint signaling. The transcript has 4 exons. The coding region runs from base 45 to 3398 and encodes 1117 amino acids. Gene Ontology annotation, cellular component: nucleus. Gene Ontology annotation, molecular function: protein kinase activity; ATP binding.
CAAAUAGGAACAAAUGCAAUUUCAACUGUGGAACAGUACUAUCCAUGCCGUCCCCCGGGUCACUUCAAGAUAUUCAAGAACGAGACCGUCAACGAAGAGCCUUUCAAUCCCGACUAGCGACAUCCCUUGAAGAAGAAGACGAUCCCCUUGCCAUUUAUGUACAGUUCGUACAGUGGAUAAACAACAACUACACCGAUAAUGAUCCAAGCUCGGGUUUGCAGGAGGUCCUGAAGGAAGCUACCGCGACAUUCAAAAACGACAGCACAUACAAAAACGAUCUUCGAUACCUCAAACUAUGGACACAAUAUGUACGCACCAUGGAUCGUUCUGCUGGAAUUGCCGCAUACGCGUCGUUGGUGAAGAAUCAAAUCGGAAUAUCGUAUUCGAUUCUGUAUGAGGAAUAUGCUAAGCUACUGGAGGCAGAGGGAAAAUUCUCGGAUGCUGAACAUAUUUUCCGUUCUGGUAUUAAGCGCCAGGCUCGUCCUGUAGAGCGCCUCAAGUCCCGAUACCGAGAUUUCAGAACCCGCAACGGUUCAGUGUCUUCAUCGGCUGCUGUAGCUUCCACCAGUGUGCCCUCUUCUAGUACCCUAUCCACUGGCCCGACCGCUUCAACCGCCCAGUCGCGCUAUGCCUUGAUGCUCGCUCCGCCGGCACCGGGAAAACGACCGGAAAAGCUACGCUACAAUACCUCUCUUCUUUUUACUGAAGAAGGUGUAGAGUAUAGCAUCCAAGAGGCUCGAGCGCGAUCGAUGGGGCUUCUGGGCAAGAAGUGGACUGCGUUACCGACAAGUAGGAUUGUUUCCGCUUCGUCUUCCACCUCAUCUGUCCGAGUAACAUUUGAUGAUGAUGGACAAAAGUCUCGCACCCAGGGUUAUGGAGCACGCCGGAAGAGCAUGAUGAAUGGGGAACCUACGGUCACGAUAAAUACCAAGGAAGCCCUUGCAGAUGUCUUUGGAAUGUACAAUUCCCCGGAUAAGACAAUGAAGCUUUCAGGCCCAGGUAGCAAGCAUGCCCCGUUGAGAAAGGUAGAGCCUAUGACUUAUACACCAAAACAAGUCCAACCAUCCACGGAAACUCAAGGUGGAGGCUUUAAACCCUUUGUCGAUGAGAAUGCUGGCUCCACCCGAAAGGAGAAUAAACCGAAGUUUACCCCAUUGGUUGAUUCGAGCGAGAACAAGGAAAUGGUGCCGACAAACAGGCCCACUUCAGUGCUCAAAAAUGCCCCAACUUUUUCUGCUCCAAGCGCCUUCUCGUCCAGAGGCCUCAAAAACAGAACAGCCUCAGAGCCUGACAUUAUUUUCUCAAAAGUCUUCACCCCUGCAAAUCCCAAACCGACUUUGCCUCCCCUUCGCGAGGCCUUCACGGAAGACCACGGAAGGGCAAAACCCAAGCCUAUCCACACACACGAGCGCGCAAAAUCCUGUCAAGAUGUGCUUUCACCUCCAUCAGAUAUUCGUCCUGCUGCGUUCACUCCUUUCAUUGACGAAAACAAUCAACGGACGCCGUUCAAAGUUUUCAGUCGCCCGCCGGAAGCAGAGAACGUUUUUACUCCUAAAACCCCUGCCUCAACUUUCAAACCAUUUGUUGACUCCAAGCCGACAUUCACCCCUUAUCGCGAUGAGCCGACGCCCAAGUUGGACCAGGGAAUCGAUCCAGUUUCUCAUGCUUCCUCUCCGAAUUCAAUAUCGGAUGUUUCUACCGAGGCAACCGAGACCGUCGAGGAAUUGCCGGUCGAAGAAGCGGAAGAAGAGACGGAGGAGGAUAGCUAUAACGACGACUUUCCACAAGACGGAUAUGUGCCAGAGGAGUAUGAGACACCUGUGGAAGGUCAUGAUGAGUCUGUCGAGUACCCAGACGGAGAAGGUUACCAAGACGUCCCUCUCGGUGGACGGUUCGGGCAGUUCAACGUCAUGACACCCAUUACGGAACGUACAUUGGAGUAUACCAGCACUCGUUCUGUGUUCACCAGUACUCCUGGCGGUCAGCAUCAUGAAGAAUAUGACUUUCUGGACAGAGAAAAUGAACAGGCAGACGAGGACGAGAAUCAAUGGGAAAAAGUCCAGCCUUGGCCGACGAAUCCUCCUAAACAUUCUUCUGAGGAAGAGCUUUCUGCUCUAGAGGUACAGGCAGGCAAACUCAGUCUUGCAGAUGCAUUGACACUGUCAGCCAGUUUCCGGCCGUCCAAUCCGUGCAACCCAUUUGACCCUUCGAUUUUAUCCACUAUGCUAUCCCUUGUAUCGUCAGAUGAAGAUUAUUAUGAUCUUCGAGAUCAACAGUCGAACCUAUUGGACGGCCUUCAGAAGGUUGCGAGGAAGGCGAGGAAGACAAGUGGAGGCUCGCACACAGGUGUGCUGGACUUUUCUUCAUCACUACCGGUGACAUUACACGGCCGACGAUACCGAGUUCUGGAUAAGCUCGGUGAAGGAGGUUUUGGGGCUGUGUUCCAAGCGAAGAGUCUUGGAAUAUGUGACGAGGAUGAGGACGAGGAUGAUCUUGAAGACGACGAGGACGACCUCCAAGCUAUGAUUGCACUCAAAGUUGUGCGGCCCCGGAAUAUCUGGGAGUAUCAUGUGCUGCGGCGAUUGCACUCGGUUCUUCCUCUUUCUCAUCGCCCAUCCGUUGUGCUACCUCAUGCCUUAUUUGCCUUCCGAGACGAGAGCUUCAUGGUAAUGGAUUUCUGCUCGCAAGGCACGCUGCUUGGUGUCGUGACCAAAGCCGUUGCAGCUGGCGUACACCAGCAAGGCGCGUGCUUAGAUGAGCUCCUUGUCAUAUUUUUCGCCAUCGAAUUGACAAGAUUAUUGGAGGCCAUGCACAAGGAAGGAUUCAUUCAUGGUGAUCUUAAGAUCGACAAUUGUCUCCUGCGCCUAGAAGACGUUCCAGGAGGUGCGUCGGCUUGGUCAAGCGUCUAUCAGGCCUCGGGCGAAGGUGGCUGGAGCAGUAAAGGAAUCAAGCUUAUUGAUUUCGGCCGCACUAUUGACACCAGGCUCUUCCCCUCUGGACAACAGUUCAUCGCUGACUGGGCCACUGACGAACGGGAUUGCUUUGAGAUACGGGAAGACAGACCCUGGACGUACCAGACGGACUAUUUUGGUCUUGCUGGAAUCGUUUACUGCCUUCUUUUUGGCAAGUAUUUCCAAAGCAAUUCCAUCAUCAAUUCUGGAGGGCGUUACAAGAUCGCAACACCCUUCAAACGGUAUUGGCAGACAGAUAUAUGGAACGAAUUCUUCGACUUGUUGUUGAAUCCUUGUCAGAUCAGGGAAGAUGGAAAUUUACCUCUGUGUUCGGAGCUGGAGUCGAUACGAGUGCAGAUGGAGACGUGGUUACAGGCUAACUGCAAUCGUACUAGCAACACGUUGAAGGGUUUGUUAAAGAAAGUCGAAGUGGCAUGCCUACGUUAAAUAUUUCACAGUAAUUUGGUUAUAAUUUAUAUGGUAGUGUUUUAGUUGGGCGCUUGCUAUGUAACAAUGUAUCGGUACAGCCAGGGGACUGAGCUGGGUUGCGGCAGACAGCAAGAUAGCAAUGAUAUUCCAGAAAUCCACAACA